Carcharodon carcharias (great white shark) is the source of this 6065-nucleotide messenger RNA. RefSeq names its product solute carrier family 27 member 1a (gene slc27a1a). Gene Ontology annotation, cellular component: mitochondrial inner membrane; plasma membrane. Gene Ontology annotation, molecular function: long-chain fatty acid transmembrane transporter activity; fatty acid transmembrane transporter activity; long-chain fatty acid-CoA ligase activity. Gene Ontology annotation, biological process: cardiolipin biosynthetic process; phosphatidylinositol biosynthetic process; negative regulation of phospholipid biosynthetic process. The record is from RefSeq and is a predicted model, not a curated record. Bases 312 to 2252 code for a protein of 646 amino acids. NCBI's taxonomy places the organism in Eukaryota, Metazoa, Chordata, Chondrichthyes, Lamniformes, Lamnidae. The transcript has 13 exons.
CUGAAAAGCUUCCAGUGAGUGAAGCACUUGUUUGAAAAUGGAACAGCGCCUUGCUGGAACGCUGCCUGUGAGCUGCUCCACAAAACCACAAUGAGGUAUCUUUGUGUCGAGUGAAGUAGAUCAAAACAGGAAAGUUGCUGCAUGCAAAUGGGAGGUGAGAUCUUCCUUUGGGAAGGGGUGCAGUUCAGACUCAGUUUUGUCAGGGAGUACCAACAUUAAAAAAAAGAAAAUUUACUUCAGUCUGUAGUUUUGAUGCCACGAGUGAAGGAAUUCUUAAGACAUUGUGCCGGGAUUGGCAACCUCUAGACAGGAUGCACAGCGUGGCUAGUUGCAGUGCAUCCCUGGGAUCUUUGGGAUUGAUGCAACUCUUUGGGGUUUCCUGGGCCUGGAGUAUUGCUGCUAGCUUUGGCAUUUACCUGGGAAGUGGAGGAUGGAGGUUUAUUCGGAUAGUGAUAAAAACUGCGCCAAGAGAUUUCUUUGGUCUGUUAUUGCUGCUGAGGGUUAAAUUAGCUGUGUGGAAGCACCAGCGGGAAGACAGCACCAUUCCAAAGAUCUUUCACCAGACCGUGCAGAGGCAUCCAGAGAAAGUGGCCCUCAUUUACGAAGGAGUUGACCAAAAGUGGACCUUCAGGGAGCUCGACGAGUACUCCAAUGCAGUGGCCAACUUUCUGCAUGAACAGGGCUAUGGGCCAGGCGACGUUGUUGCAUUGUUUAUGGAGAGCAGGCCCGAGUUCGUUGGCCUGUGGCUUGGCAUGGCAAAAGUCGGAGUGGAGGGUGCACUGCUGAACUUCAACCUUCGCCUGGAUGCACUCACUCACUGCCUGUCCGUGUCAGGAGCUAAAGCUAUUAUCUUUGGAGUGGAGAUGAGUGACGCACUGUUGGAAGUAAAUGGAAUCCUGGGGAUGAAAGUUCGGAGGUUCUGCAUUGGAAACUGGGAUCCAAGCAAAGUUGCAGUAGGCACAGAACAUCUUGACCCUCUACUAAGUGCAGCUUCCAAAUACCCACCCUCUCCUCCUCUGGCAAUAGGAUUCAUGGAUCGUCUGUUUUACAUCUAUACAUCUGGCACCACGGGUAUGCCUAAAGCUGCCAUUGUUGUGCACAGCAGGUACUAUAGGAUGGCUGUGUUUGCUUAUUAUGGAUUCCGAAUGAGGCACGAUGACAUUAUUUAUGACUGCCUGCCACUGUAUCAUUCAGCAGGCAAUAUAGUUGGGGUUGGACAGUGCCUGCUGCAUGGCCUGACUGUCGUGAUCAAAAAGAAGUUCUCGGCCAGCCGAUUCUGGGACGACUGCGUUAAGUACAACUGCACAAUCGUUCAGUACAUCGGGGAGAUCUGCCGCUACCUCCUUAACCAACCAGUCCGCCAGGCUGAGUCCCAGCACCGUGUCCGCAUAGCUAUUGGGAACGGCCUGAGACCCUCUGUCUGGGAGUCCUUCACCAGUCGCUUCCGCAUCAAGCAGAUGGCAGAGUUCUACGGGGCCACCGAGUGCAACUGCGCCAUCGCCAACCUUGACGGCAAGGUAGGAGCCUGUGGCUUUAAUAGUCGCAUCUUGCCCUGUGUCUACCCUAUCCGUCUGCUAAAGGUCAAUGAAGAUACACUCGAACUUAUCCGGGGUCCCAAUGGGCUGUGCAUCCCCUGCAAACCAGGUGAACCCGGGCAGCUGGUUGGUCGCAUAAACCAGCAGGACCCGCUUCGUCGGUUUGAUGGGUAUGCCAACGAUUCUGCCACAAGCAAGAAGAUUGCAUACAGUGUGUUUAAGAAAGGAGACAGCGCCUAUCUGUCAGGUGACGUUCUGGUUAUGGAUGAGCUCGGCUACAUGUAUUUUAAGGACAGGAGCGGCGACACUUUCCGGUGGAAAGGGGAGAACGUUUCGACCACGGAAGUGGAAGGGUGCCUGAGUCACCUUCUGGACAUGACUGAUGUGGCAGUGUACGGAGUUGAAGUGCCAGGUGUGGAAGGGAAGGCUGGGAUGGCCGCGAUUGCUGAUCCCGAGAACAAAAUAAAUCCUGACCUCUUCUACCAGAACCUGCUAAAGGUGUUGCCCCCAUACGCCAGGCCAGUGUUCCUACGGAUUCUCCCUGUUGUCGACACCACAAGUACUUUCAAAAUCCAGAAGACGAGGUUACGCAAGGAGAGUUUUGACCCGCAUCAGACAAGUGACAGACUGUACUUCCUAGACUCAAAGCUGGGAAAGUACAUCCCACUGGAUAAGAAAGUUUACAACACUAUUCUGGCUGGAAAUUACCACCUAUAGUUUAGAAAUCAAAUUCUGGGAAGCUAACAAUUUAAAAAUAAAUUAAAAAAUUCGCAGGGGGAAAAUCUGGAGGAAGCGUUUGGCUGUAUGAAGGACUGAAACAACAUCUGCCCAGAGGAGGAGGAAACCCUGUGAAAUGAAACUCUAUUUGGCUAACAGUAAAGAGCUGGGUGAAGUCCUAUUUAAGUACCAUUUGUCAUGCAGAGUGAACUCCGGUUUCUCAAAGUAACUAUUGGAAUGGCUCAGGAGUUGGGCCCCAGUCCACAGUUGGUGCCCCCUGAUCCAAGUGCCCUGUCUAGAAUUCAGGAACUGGACGAAGUGAUGCUAAUCCCGGUGGAGUAGGGGUGGACAGGUCCGAUUCCGUAACGGGAACCCUCAAGCUAAUGAUCUUUCAUUCGGGUCACUCUUUCUGCUCCACAGCGCCCUCGCUGGUGUCUUACAAACAUGCUGCGUGCUCAAGGAGAAGAUGUACCAUGGAACCAACUCUCUCUCUACAGUCAAACACUGGCUUCAAUCAAGAGAAUUAGCAUUCCCUUCUCCCCUGUGCCCACAUUCCACUGUACCCACCCCGGCCACAUACUGCCUCCUGUUAUUUGUUUAUAUCAAUGUCUGCGCUCCUGGAAUCGUACAACUGUUGCAGCACAGAAGGAGGCCAUUCGGCCUCAUUCGCAGUUACUGUUGUUCAGUGUUCCCUUUCUCCUGCCGCCGUGACCUGAACUUGGCGAACUGUGACUGAGAGAGAUGUGGGGCGGUGGCAGGGGUGGGGGUGCUGUUUAUUUGCAUCGUUGAGGCGGUGAAGUUGGGUGGGAGAGGGGAUUGAAAUUCUGUGGCCUGGAGUGCCUGGGAGAUUGUUUCAUUUAUUAACCUAUAAUCACAGUGUGUCGUGCUUUCGCUGUGCUAUUUUGAGAGGAGCUAGUGGACGCUUCAUUCAAAAUUGGGUGGCGAGCAGCAGAAGAUGCGACAUCUUCCUUUCAAACAAGCUGUUAAUGCUUCAUGUUGCAAACCUCAUUUUCUCCACAUGCAGUGAAUGGAAACAUUGAAGGGAAAUUAUUUGUUGAAUUUGAAAUGGUUUGGCCAGGGUUCUGCCAGUUGCUCCCUUGUGUUCCUAUAUAUGUAGUCACAUGACAGAUAAAGUACACCCUCUAAUGGGGGCUUAUUGGGUUUGUCUUCAAACAGAAUGUUCAGUUUGUUUUUACCCAUUUUGCAUCCCCAUUUUCUCUUUGCCACUGCUGCAAAAUGUUAGCCGAACACCAAGUUUAAAACAAUUCUUGUGUUGUCAGGGUAACCUCAUUGAUCUCUACCUAUACCCUGACAAUCAAGCGGCAAGCUUCACUCUUCUGACCAGCACCCAAACCUACCUGCUGUUUCAGGGACCACUCUGCCAGCCAGUUCCCUGCUCAGGGGUCAGUCUCUGGUUUGCUGCCAAAUGCUUUGCCAUAGGUGUGCGUCUUGCCCUAUAGCUUCUGAUUCUGUUUUUGCCUCACUGGACAGUCACUGACUGGAAGAUCAGGCAUCCCCCCCCACCCCCCAGCUUCAGGAAGCGGGGUGGUCGGAGAAAGAAAAUGUCCGACUUCAUUGGAGCAUGUUCCCUUGCUUUAAAGAUUCUGGGAUGGUCUCACUUCCUGAUGGAAUUAAUUUGUUUUCCCCUCACCAAACAAUGUACGAUGGGCAAACAAUACUGAUUCCAAACUCUGGUGACAACUCUUAAUGAGAGAUUCUGUAAAACAAAAGUCCAGAGACUGGAACAGUGACUGCACCGAGUUCACAGGCUCUGAAGAAGAGUACUGCAAGUAGCAUUCACUGCCAGUAUUACAGUAAAUAUUCCUGAAAUGCCAGGCCCUGGAUCCCACUGUACCAUUACCUCGGUUAAACUAUAACAGAUCAGGGGAGAUAUAGAAAUAUUAUUGUAGAUGUCUGUCUGUUUUCCCCCCUCCCCACCUCUCUUGAAGAUACUGCGUCCUGAUGAGUCACUGUUCCACAAACACUUUUUCCUCCUCCCAUUCCCCCCAAAUCAACCAACUCUUCACCCAUUAGACAUUCUUGGUGCCGGUCUGUAGGUUUUGAGUAAGUAUCAAGUGCUGUCGAUUGGUGCAUAGUCCUCCCCUCUUAGGACCUGACAUCCAGACUUGGUAUUCUUUCUGGCCAAAGUAACUGAUCGCCAGGAGCGGAACACUCUCUACCUGAAACCCCUUCACCCACCAUCCCCUCCUCCCCCACCACCCCCACAUCCCCCAGGGUCAGCGGGGUCAUCCGUUGCACAGUUGCUGCUGUCCUAAUUGUGAUCGACUAAAUCUGCUGGAAUCAAACUCGGGACCACCUGCUUUGAAUAGGCCAGUUAAGUCAGCAUUGCGUGAUUUCUUUCCAGUUCACGUUCCGGCCACACUUUAACCAUCCUCACUUGUGUGAAACUGAAUUAUUUUUUGGACAAUGAUAUGUCCUCCAUUUUUAAAUGUCUACCUCUCCCCUACUCCGCAGGUCAGUAAAGUGACAUUUCCCAAGCCUUGAUGCAAAACUGCUUAGCGGCAGGAUGAGUUUUCCUUCAGAUAUGUGAAAUUAAAUGAUCGACCCGCACAGGCAUUGAGACACCGGUGUGCUCCAUAGUAGGAACAGGUUUGAGUGUUAUAUUUAGGAACCAUUGCAAGAGUUUAGCUUGUAAAGUAUGUAAAUUUGGCACAAAACUGCAGCCUAGCCUUUCUCUCCCCUGUCCACCAAAGGAGCCAAAUCAAAAGAUCGGCCUACGCAGGGCCCCAUGGUUUUUCCUGGGAGUUGGGCAUGAGCAGGCAGCUUGCAUCAGCUUUGGUGCUCCCCUAAUGCUUGCCGCAGCAAAUCUCUGACUCCAGCCCAUUACCCACAUGUAAAUAUCCGCUCUUCUCACCACCUCCUCCCAGGUUAGAAAUACAGCCAAGGCCAGCAGGGCAUCUCUGGGAUGUGAGGUAGAAGGAGCUGGGGGGACCAAAGAUCCCAUCUCACCUGAGCCAUGCUUCAUACGCACAUGGAGGGUGGGGUUCAAAAAGCCGAGGCCUGAACAUCAGGCAGGACCAGGAUACGAGGCUAAUCUGUGCUACGUACUUCUACUUCAUAGGGAUUUCAGUAGCAGCACAGAUGUACCUUUGGGUCUCUUCAACCAGCAGAACACAAGUGAAUUAUGCUUGUGUUGUGAUUAAUACCGGAUGGAAUGAAGGGAAAUACAUUUGAAUUCUUAGCACUGCUGGUAAUUUAUAAAGCUGGUGCAAGAUUAAUCAAAAUACAGGUGAGACACUAGUAAUGAUUUAUGAAACCUAACUCUCUUAUAAGAAAUGUAUUUUCUUAAUAUCGGAAAGCGAAUGUUCUCGUUCAAGGAAUAUUAUAAGCUCAUAGGAAUUGCCUUUUAUAUUUUCUCUUGUUUAUCUGCUGUUGGAAAACUAUUGAAAGCUGAUUUGGUGUAGGGUUUGACAAUUGAAAUGCACUUCAGUUUCAUAGUAAGUUUGGGUUUUACUGGUGGGAGAAGCACAAAUGUAAUUUGAACAGGAAAAAUGUGUUUAAGCCACUUGUUAUGGGUAAGUACAGGGUGUUCUAAUAUACAAGGUGAGAAACCUUGAUGUUUAAAAGCAAUAUGAGUGAUGCAUUGUACAAAAGGAAUGAUUGUCAACGAGUAUUGUUUUUUUCUCCUUUUAAAGCAUUGAUGUGUCUCAAUGUUAAUUUUCCUCAGCAAUUUUUAACCAAAUUAGUCACUCUCACCUAUACCUGUGAACACACCUGCCAUACCACUUUCCGGAGUGCUGUAUUCUUAUGUCUGUCUUGGUGGAAGUGCGAUUAAACAUUGUGUGCCUUAAA